UCGAGGAAAUACUGUUAUUGUAUACGGAGUCGUGAAAUUCUCCUCAAAGUAUUUACGUCAGUUAGAACGCGCUUUUACAAAAAGUGAAUUUUACAGAAAGUGAGUAGUGGGGCUGCUUGUUUUUGCUGGACAAGGGAAAAAUAAAAUAGUAUUAUCGACACCGAUGGUAACAUAGGACUUAAUGUCGGAGGGGAAGUGAGAACGUGGUAUGUAACGAUAUUGGAACGCCACGUCACUGACUAGCGCAGGACACAUCAGUUACUCGAGGUCCUGCCUGGAUUACACCGGAAUUAAAGCAGGGAUUACACCUCUGUUCCAGUGCUGAGUGUUUCUACAACAACCUCCUCUCCCCUCCCUCGACAUAAAAGCUGUACCCUUCAAUAAAAAAAGCUAAAAUGACGGCGUCUAAUUUGGGUUUAAUAAUGAACGUGGUGAACAGCAUUGUGGGAGUCAGUGUGCUGACCAUGCCCUUCUGCUUCAAACAGUGUGGUAUAGUGCUAGGCACUCUGUUGCUUUUCUUCUGCUCAUGGAUGACCCAUCAGUCCUGCAUGUUUCUGGUUCAUGCAGCCAGCAACACUAAGCGUAGGACUUAUGCUGGACUGGCUUUUCAUGCUUUUGGUAAACCAGGAAAGGCACUUGUGGAGCUAAGUAUGAUAGGCUUAAUGCUUGGUACAUGUAUUGCAUUCUACGUGGUUAUUGCAGACCUUGGAUCAAACUUCUUUGCCCAACUUUUAGGCCUGCAGGUAACGGGCAGUUUCCGUGUCUUGUUGCUCAUUGCUGUGUCACUGUUCAUUGUGCUACCUCUGAGUCUGCAGAGGAACAUGAUGGCAUCUCUCCAGUCAUUUUCAGCCAUGGCACUGAUCUUCUACACAUUAUUUAUGUUCACGAUAGUGUUGUCUUCCCUGCGUUACGGCAUUAUCAGUGGGUCAUGGGUGGAAAGAGUGCACCUGUGGCGCUUCAAGGGGGUCGUGCAAUGUCUACCAAUUAUCGCCACUACCUUCUGCUGCCACCCGCAGGUGCUGCCUACAUACGACAGCCUGGAUGAGCCCUCGGUCAAGAGAAUGAGCACCAUCUUCACCUCUUCUCUUAAUGUCGUUACCACCUUUUACAUCACAGUGGGGUUCUUUGGCUAUGUAAGUUUCACGGAUACCAUAGCUGGGAAUGUGCUGAUGAAUUUUCCUUCUAACCUAGUGACAGAGAUGAUCCGAGUGGGCUUUAUGAUGUCUGUGGCUGUGGGCUUUCCCAUGAUGAUCCUGCCCUGUAGGCAGGCCAUCAACACUAUGCUGUUUGAGCAGCAGCAGAAGGAUGGCACUUUUGCUGCCGGUGGUUACAUGCCACCUCUUCGUUUCAAGUGCAUUACUCUGUGCAUUGUUUUCGGGACUAUGGUGGGAGGUAUCCUCAUCCCGAAUGUGGAGACUAUUCUAGGAUUGACCGGAGCCACUAUGGGAAGCCUGAUCUGCUUCAUCUGCCCUGCUCUCAUAUACAGGAAGAUCAUGAAGAAUGGCCUUAUAGCUCAGCUGGUUCUUUGGGUUGGGCUUGGGAUUCUACUCUUGAGCACCUUUACCACUCUGUCCAUCUCCAGUGAGACAAAUCAAGUACAGCCUCCUCCUGCUAUUGUCCCCAAAACUAAUGACAAACCUCCUGUUGUUGCUGUGCCCGAGCUACCCAAACAUCCUGCUGAAGAAACCCCAGUGCCUCCAGUGGUAGCAGAAAAACUGGACAAACCUAAGCCAGCUGUGGAGCAGAUUCCACCUGCAGAAGUGGUAAAAGGCCCGGAGGUGAAGGAGCCAGUUGAGCCACCGCAGAUAAAAGUACCCAUCGAAGUGCCUGACAUAAAGAAGAAUGAAGAAGUUCAGCUGGACCGACCCGGAGCAGGUAAUUCAACAAAAACUAAAGAAGUUGCAGUGCCUGAUGGAGAGGCUCACCGCCAUGAACCGCCAAUUCCUCAUGACGAGGUUCAGAUAGAGAAGCGCAAGAACCAGCAGGAGCUUGAUGAAGAAAAGAAGAACGUUCCUGAAGAGGGGGAUAUGGCAGAACAGGGAGCGGGCCAGCAGCAAGAUGUGACACAAGAUCGAGUGAAUGAAGUAAACAUCAAAAAGCAUGAUAUCGCAAAGAUCCCUGCAGCCGAGGACCUGGCUAAUGAGAUCCUUGGCAAGGUGAAAGAACAGAAGCAACCUGUGGUGGUGGUGCAUAAGUCUGAGGAACAACCACCUUUAGUGAAGGAACCAGAAGCUGAGGACAGACUUCCUGCUGAUAAAAAUUUAGAGGAAAGUGAUAAAAACGCAGCUGAAUUUGAGGCCAGGAAACUUCCUGACUCUGUGGUCCAUUUGCCUGAGGUGCAUGAUGGGGCUGCCAUUCAAGAGCAUAAAGAAGACAAGAAACAGGAUGGGAAGGAUGCCAAGGAUGGGGAUGGAGACAAGAUGGAAGUGAUUAAAAAGAUUGUUGCAGAGGGAGCACUAGACCAUGCAGUGUUACUGCAGGUAAUCAAAGAGCAGCAAGAGCAGCAGAAGAGGCUGCUUGACCAGCAGGAGAAACUCCUAGCUGUCAUUGAGGAACAGCACAAAGAGAUCCAUCAGAAAAAGGAUGAAGAGGAGGAAUUUAAAGUUGCAGGUGAUCCUGCAGCUGAUGCAGGUGUAAUAGUGCAGCAGCAUGAUCCAGCUGAUGGAGAAUGGAAAGUGAAAAUCCCAGAACAGAACUUGGACCACAAGGAACCUGAGAAACCUGUUCCUGUUGCUCCAAAGCAACAAGCAAAGGACCCCAUACAUGAAGGGGAUAAAGUAGUAGAGGACCAAAAGGAUGCAGCUUAUCCCAACCCAGCACAUGAUGAACCCGUACAGAAGAAACAUCCACAAGAAGCAGUGCAUGUGGAAGCUGACGUGAAGAGAGACCUUGGGGCACGUGGGGUGCCAUUACGCCAGCAGCAGCCCGGCCCUCCUGAAGAUAAGCAAAUAAAAAAAGGAGAAUUGGAAGAGCUUCACUCAGAAGAUAUCGCUAAGGAGGAGGAGAUAGUAAGGCAGCGGUUAGCCCAGCUUGAAGCUGAGAAGGAAAGAUUGGAGAAAGAGCGACUCGAGAAGGAAAAAUUGGAAGAAGAACAGCUUGAGAAAGAAAGGCUGGAAAAAGAGGGGCUUGAAAAGGAAAGAUUGGAAAAAGAGAAGGCUGAAGCAGAAAGGAUGGAGAAAGAAAGACUUGAGAAGGAAAGGUUGGAGAAAGAGAAGCUUGACAAGAAAAGGUUGGAGAAAGAGAGGCUUGAAAAUAAAAGGUUGGAGAAAGAGAAGCUGGAGAAUGAAAAAUUUGAGGAAGACGAAAGGCUCAAAAAAGAGAGGUGGGAAGAAGAGAGGUUAAAACAAGAGAGGGAGAAGCUUGAUCAAGAACUUGUAAAGCAAGCAGAGAAUGAACAGAAGCUUAUAGAAAAGAGAGAAAAACUUCUUCAGCUGCAGCAGGUAAUUGACAAUCGAGAUGCCAAUGAGGUCGUUGCUAAGGAGCACAAAGCUCCUAAACCUCAGAAGAAAGGAGGCAGGGACCUGAAGGAGAAUUUAGAUCCUCAAGAAGAAAAGUAUCAUAAAGAAAAGAGGAGCAGAGAGGAGGGCGACAUGGACCUGAGAAGGCGACGCAGGGCUUUGGGAGCUGAGGAGAGACGAGUACCUGGACUGGAACCUCUGUUGGAGUUUGGAGGAACAAACCUCCAUGCAGCACUUGAAGCUCAACUGCUGGCUGGAGCUGUGGUCCAUUCUCGCCAGAUUAAACAGAUUUCACACAAGCAAAACACAGAUGAGUAGUCUUCCACCUAACAGUAUUUGGAAUUCAUAGACACGAGUGUGCACCUGCACACACAACCACACACUUCUACGUCUUAUACAUCUCAAGUUUAUAUGAACAUCAACUGUUGCAAACCCCCUGUAUUAGAAAAUGCUGCAUCAGUUACUGUGUUUAAAUUUAGGACUAAAAUGUGGGACAUCCACACAGAUGGACAUGUUUAAUCUGUAGCUAGACAGUUUCCUUAUUUGGUGUACAUUUGUAGCUUUCUUGGCACUCUGUUUUCAAAAGAUCUGCCUUUCUUCACAGUGAUCUCCUUUGCACUAUAACCUAAACGAAAAAGUCUGGCUUUUUUAUUCUGUAAUCCUGCAACAUUGUAAAAACUAAUCUGCAAGAAAACUGGGCUCAAUAUCGAAUUAACCAUUAUAAAUGAAGAUAUUUAAAAAUUGAUGCCAUGGUGCCAGAUUUUUUUCAGAUGUAUUGGAAAAGUCAGUGAAAACGAUGUAUUUUAACUUCCAAAUGCUAAAAUACAGGUAGUAUCACAUUGAUCACUGCUGAUUUGUGUACAUGUACAUGGUCAUUAGAUAUUCUAAAUUCAUCCCAAAUAAUGCAGUGGUUCUAUUAAUAUUGUCCUGAAAUUUAUUCGCAGCAGGUCAAAUUUGAACCAUUAAAUUGCCAAAGGUUCCAUAAAUGUCUUUGCCUAACGUUGUUAAAAUAAUAAGUGUUUAUGUUUCUCUAAGUGCAUGCAAGCUGGGUGUUGCGUCCACUUUUUAACAAGUGUCUACAAAGUAAAGACCAAAGUUCUUAGUUGAAACUAGCCUUAACAGAUGUGUAUACACCCAGCUGCAGGGACACAUCAUGCUCACUUUUUUUUUUCCCACAUUCAUUCCUCUGAUGUGUGGUUUGGUUGGCAUUGAGUAUUAUCAAUCCAUUCAUUUUGUUAUUUAUAUAGGAAGUUAAUUGAUUUCUGUUACCAUUUGUGUUAUCAAGAUUCCAGGUCAUGUAAACUUACUUUCGAUAUAGACUUAUGCUAAGUAAUGUUUAAUACUUAUUUUAAUGCAAUUGGGUGUAAAAUGUUUUUUUGAUAAUGCACCAUAUAUGGCUAAAGGUUAGUGCACACCUGACUGUCAUACUCGUAUGGGGCUUCCCUAAACUGUUGAUACAAAGUUGGAGGCACACAAUUGUACAGAACGUCUUAGCAUGAUGUAGCAUUACACUUUGCCUUCACUGAAACUAAAAAAGGCCAUUCUGAUCCAGCAUAACAAUGUGCACAAAGCGAGCUCCACAUAGACAGUGGUAGAGUGGAAGAACUCAAGUGUCCUACUUAACUCAAGAGUCAAGCCAACUGAACACCUUUGGGAUCCACUCGAUAACUGCAUCACAGGCCUCGUCACUUAACAUAAAUAUCUAACAUCACUAAUUUUCUGGUGUCUGAAUAAAUCCCUACAGCAAAAGCUGUUCCUAUCAUAUAUCAUAUAUGUGAGUGUUUAACUAAAUCACAAUUGCAUGAUGGUCAGGUGUCCACAAACCUCUGGUCAUAUAGUGUAUAUGAGCGAUAGACUUUUAAUUGAUAAAUCUAGAUCAAGGACCAAACACUGUUAAAGAAUGCCAGCUUUUCUUUCUUGGUUAUAUUUAUUCUGUGUAAUAUUUAUGGUUAGCAUUCAAAAGCUUACCAAUUCCAUUAAAAUUAUUUGAAAGGAAAGACUAAAGUUAAUACGUCCCCUGGUGUUCCAUUCCGUGAUGAGCAGUACACAAUGACAGGUUUUUCUACAUAAUAUAUGUCUUUAAUUAUUUAUAGAAGAAUAUACCGUAUACUGAUCAGUCAUAACAUUAACACCACCACCAGGUAAAUUGAACAACAUUAUCACUUAUACACCAGGAAACUGAUGAUACUAUUAGGGGCACCUAAGGCUUAUCUAUACCGAUAGGGAACAAAAGCCAUCCUGCCUGGUCAGAUCCAACAGAAAGGCCAAUGUAGGUUGAAUCGACAUUGAAAAAUCAACGCUGGCCAUAUCAGAAAGGUAUCGGUUUAUUACAAUUUGCUGCGUCUGGGGCUUGAUCUCACAUCUGAAUACCCCAGGUCUCGAUCCAAUCAAGCCUCCAUGGGGUGUGCUGGACAAACAAGUCUGAUCCAUGGAGGCCCCACCUUGUAAAUUAAAGCACUUUCUAAAUCUGCAGCUAAUGUCCUGGUGCCAGCUACCACAGCACACCCAGAGGUCUUCUGGAGUCAUGACCCUAGGGGCCAAAGACCUGUUUUGGUGGCACAACUGAAACCUAGGUGGAUUUAAUGUCCUGGAUGAUCAGUGUUGGUCUGAGACUCAAUCUAUAAUUUGAAUAUGAAUGUUUGCAACUGCUUGGAGCACUUUGUUUAUACAGUACUUGUAAAGCACAACUACAAAAAAUAAUAUAGUCAAUGAAUGGUUUUAUAGAGAUGUUUAUUCUUCUAGGCCUACCAGAUUAUAAUUUAUUUUUGUCAUUUCUGGAGUGUGUUUUAAAAAAGAUAAAUAAGAGCUUUAACAGCUGGCAAUAGAUACUUCAUUGUUGUUCUGUGUAUGUAUAGAGGCACUGUAACAUGUAAUUGUACCAUUUUAUUGAACUUGAUUCAUGUAAAUGUACAGAUUCUUUGUUUGUUAAUCGUUUCUUGUUCGACAUUCUUUGCUCUUGCCUAUAAAUAUUAUGUUUCUGUUCUUUUGGGGAAUCGUGUGUAUGGGACAGUUUUGCUUCUUUAUUUUCUGCCGCUGGAGGUUUGUGUUCUUGUGGACUAUUUGGUUAUGCAGUAAAUGUGGUGUUCUGUCCCAUUUUUAGAGUUCAUUCUUUUAACAGAGCCCGUACUGCAUGUGUUCUGUGUUCAGGUGUGUUAAAGCUGGUUACGCUGUUGUAAAUGCUUCUGUCUGUACAUUUAGCAGACUUAACCUGCUGUUUCAAAUGUUUGAAAAUAUUUAAACACCAGACCAUUUUACAAUAAAAAAAAAUGACAUGUUGCAGAUGAUAUACAUAUGACUGACAUGCCUC
Messenger RNA from Clarias gariepinus (North African catfish), 6765 nucleotides. RefSeq names its product solute carrier family 38 member 10 (gene slc38a10). The record is from RefSeq and is a predicted model, not a curated record. NCBI's taxonomy places the organism in Eukaryota, Metazoa, Chordata, Actinopteri, Siluriformes, Clariidae. The coding region runs from base 396 to 3776 and encodes 1126 amino acids. The transcript is spliced from 18 exons. Gene Ontology annotation, molecular function: amino acid transmembrane transporter activity. Gene Ontology annotation, biological process: amino acid transmembrane transport.